AUGAAGGAGUUGCGCAAGGAUAAUGGCAUCGCUUGGGUUUUGACCUGUUGGGCUGUGCAGGGCGAAAAGUCCAAGCCUCGCCACCAUCCUCUCGAUCCACGUUUGGCUUUGACGUAUAGGACAGAGCCAGGAUCCUGGUGUGGCAUCAUCGAUGAAGCGAAACAGGUUCCUAUGUGGUGUAUGGUGUGCGCAGGACUGAUCAUCAAGAAAGCGUACCGGUGCAAGCAGUGCGUCGGGGUGCGUAGGGUCGUGGAAGGUGGCCAGCCGGUCAUCUGUCUGAUUGAUCUCUGCCCACAUUGCUUUCGGAAAGCGACAGAGGGACCGCACCGGCAAUUGACGGCAUUGCACCACGAUCUAGGGCACGGUUUCCAGGUGUUCAACAUUGAGGAUGAUUCACGCUAG
This is a messenger RNA of Diaporthe amygdali, 402 nucleotides long. RefSeq lists its product as uncharacterized. The record is from RefSeq and is a predicted model, not a curated record. NCBI's taxonomy places the organism in Eukaryota, Fungi, Ascomycota, Sordariomycetes, Diaporthales, Diaporthaceae. The coding region runs from base 1 to 402 and encodes 133 amino acids. The transcript has a single exon.